This is a messenger RNA of Paramacrobiotus metropolitanus, 1509 nucleotides long. RefSeq lists its product as uncharacterized. The transcript has 2 exons. Gene Ontology annotation, molecular function: structural constituent of ribosome. The record is from RefSeq and is a predicted model, not a curated record. Gene Ontology annotation, biological process: translation. NCBI's taxonomy places the organism in Eukaryota, Metazoa, Tardigrada, Eutardigrada, Parachela, Macrobiotidae. Bases 229 to 1329 code for a protein of 366 amino acids. Gene Ontology annotation, cellular component: large ribosomal subunit; mitochondrion.
CAGCUUUUCUGGUUUUACAAUUUAGAAAUCCGAAUUUGUUUACAGUUUACUUUACUUACAUAGUUUCCUCCUUUUUUUGGGAUUGUCAUUUGUGAUUGUCUGUUCUCUUUCCAACCGUACGCGGUGCAAUAAUACCUAUGUUUUCUUUUAAAACUGUCUCCGGGUUUGUAAACCGUUUGGUUUGAUUGGUGGGUCUUGUUUUUGCGUGAACACUAAAAUCGCACAACAAUGCUGGCACUCCAGUGCGCCCAGCGUGUUCUCCUGGGAAGCAGGUCCGCUGCUCACAGCAGCGUGCGUUAUAAUAAUCGCACUAAACGAUUCCCGAGACCUGCCUCUAGGGACCAUCUGCCACCGAAUAAACGAGGCGAUGCCCACUGGAUCCGCAGUAAAACCAUUAAGGAGCCGAAUCAUACAGGAAUCAAGGCGAUGAGUGUGGUCAUGCCAGAUGUUAUUAAGAUCUCCCGCGAACGGAGACCGCAUCUCUUCGAUCAAGACGGUCGUGCUCGGCGCUCUUUGCCUAAUAUGAUUCCACCGCCGGAAGCACUAAAUGAAGAAUCCACUGGUGAACCGAAAAAAUUGUCCGAUGCCUCCGCACCAACAGAUGCUAUUCAAACCCGCGGCGGUGCGAGUGAUCGAGGAGAAGCCGCAGUGUAUGCGGAGGAUGGAUCUGUCAGUGUUCACGAGGCUGGCAAUCGGAUGGCCAAGGUUCCGGAAUUUGCUCGGUUUGCGGAAUUUCGGGAAAGUCACUUGGAUUUCGAUCCGGCGAAACUGCACGUGGUAUGGAGAGUGAAAACCAUGGCCGGCCGUCAAAAGUAUGAAAAGAAAAUCAUGGUCGAUCUGCAGCUCGACCGACCCAUGAACGAGAUGGUUCUCAUCAAAAACACGCCGGCUACAAACGCGAAGCUGUGGAUGGUGAAGCAUCUGAUCCGCAUGAAGCCCUUCGUGAUUCCCGACCCGAAGAGUGUGCCGACGGAGGAGAAUUACAAGGGCAUGCUGCUGAAGCGCAACGGGGAGUUUGUUCCCUCCAAGUACUAUCGUGACAAUUACUUCCGAGCGGUCAAUCGACCCGAACUGGAAAGAUAUGUCAUGCUGACAUCCGAUAAAGAACCGUACAUGCGGAAAGUGUGGUUCAAAGGAAGCAAGGAUGGCAGUCUGCUCAAUCAUUGGUCCAGCGACGGCGCAGCUAAUCCUACACGCGAGGGAGGCGAACUGAAGAAAUUCUUCAUUCCGGGUUCGGAAAAUUGGGAUAGGGAAAAACGAUGGAAGGAGAAGAAGCCGACCGCCUACGACAGAGGCGGUGAUUUAGCGUACCACAAGAUUGGCAGUUAAUAGUACAGUUGGUGAUUUCUUGUUUGCGUUGCCGGCUUUACAGUUAUCGAUUGUUUUAUCUGGCGCUACAAAUCAUCAUUGUAAUAUAAAUAUACGAGUAAUGUUUAUCCGUGCCAAGAUUUUGGUUUUCACCGGUUAACUUCUGUUCCCCUAGCCAAUUUUCAUUGAAUAAAUGACAUC